AUGAUGAAGGUCAAAUGCGACGGGUUAAAUAACGAAAUUUCUGAUAUCGCAAAAAAGAUUGUGGCUAAGUGUUGUGGCUUACCCCUUGCACUUGAAGUAAUUAGAAAGACUAUGGCAUCUAAAUCUACUGUGUAUCAAUGGCGUCGUGCACUCGAUACUUUGGAGUCUUAUCCGAGUGAGAUGAAAGGUACAGAGAAGGGCAUCUUUCAAGUUUUGAAGUUGAGCUACGAUUAUUUAGAAACAAAAAAUGCCAAGUGUUUUCUGUAUUGUGCUUUAUUUCCCAAGGCAUAUUAUAUCAAACAAGAUGAGCUGGUAGAGUAUUGGAUAGGUGAGGGUUUCAUCGAUGAAAAAGACGGAAGAGGGAGAGCAAAGGAUCGAUGCUAUGAGAUCAUCGAUAAUCUUGUUGGGGCAGGUUUGUUAUUGGAGUCUAAUAAGAAAGUGUAUAUGCAUGAUAUGAUCCGUGAGAUGGCAUUGUGGAUAGUAUCUGAAUUUAGGGAUGGAGAAAGAUUUGUUGUGAAAACAGAUGCUGGUUUAAGCCAACUGCCUGAUGUCACGGAUUGGACAAACGUCACAAAGAUGUCUCUCAUCAACAAUGAGAUCAAGAACAUACCAGACGAUCCUGAAUUUCCUGACCAGACAAAUCUUGUAACCUUGUUCCUUCAAAAUAACAAGCUGGUAGAUAUUGUUGGUAGAUUCUUUCAGGUCCUGUCGACUCUGGUGGUUUUGGAUCUAUCUUGGAACCUCCAAAUCACCGAGUUGCCAAAAGGAAUUUCGGAGUUGGUUUCUUUGCGGCUUCUCAACUUAUCAGGGACGAGUAUAAAGAAUCUGCCGGAAGGUUUAAGAGUCUUGAGUAAAUUGAUUCACUUGAAUUUGGAGUCCACUUCCAAUCUUCGAAACGUCGGUCUGAUUUCAGAAUUACAAAAGUUGCAGGUUCUAAGAUUUUAUGGUUCUGCUGCUGCAUUAGAUUCCUGCUUGCUGAAGAUCUUGGAGCAGUUGAAGGGUUUACAACUUUUGACCGUUACUGUGAACAACGAUUCUGUUUUGGAAGAGUUUUUAGGAAGCACAAGAUUGGCAGGGAUGACUCAGGGUCUAUAUCUCGAAGGACUUAAAGUACCAUUUGCAGCCAUUGGUGAGUUGAGUAGUCUUCACAAACUUGAACUAGUAAACUGCGAUAUCACAGAGUCAGGAACAGAAUGGGAAGGCAAAAGGAGAGACCAGUAUGCUCCAUCCACAUCAUCCAGUCAAAUCACUCCAAGCAAUCCAUGGUUCAAGGAUCUCUCAGCUGUGGUAAUAAACUCAUGUAUACAUCUAAAGGAUCUGACAUGGCUGAUUUAUGCUGCAAAUCUUGAGUCUCUAAGCGUAGAAUCCUCGCCUAAGAUGACAGAAUUAAUAAACAAAGAGAAAGCUGCAUGUGUUGGGGUUGAUCCUUUUCAAGAGCUACAAGUCCUUCGUCUACAUUAUUUGAAGGAACUAGGAAGUAUCUAUGGGAGUCAAGUCUCUUUUCCAAAACUGAAGCUGAACAAAGUCGAUAUAGAAAACUGCCCGAAUCUUCAUCAACGUCCAUUGUAAGAAAAUCGAUGUCGAGAGCUAUAUUUUCCUCUGUCACUUUGUCCCGUUCUUAUUUCUUGUUUGUUUCCACUACUUGUCUUUUGUAUUGUUAAAGAUAUUUUGAAAUGUAGCGAUAAGGAACUCAAAUGCUUGUAAUAUUAUGUCAAUUCUUACAAACACAGUUUUCUA
This is a messenger RNA of Arabidopsis lyrata subsp. lyrata, 1737 nucleotides long. RefSeq names its product probable disease resistance protein At5g47250. The record is from RefSeq and is a predicted model, not a curated record. NCBI's taxonomy places the organism in Eukaryota, Viridiplantae, Streptophyta, Magnoliopsida, Brassicales, Brassicaceae. The coding region runs from base 1 to 1569 and encodes 522 amino acids. Gene Ontology annotation, molecular function: protein binding; ADP binding. The transcript has 2 exons. Gene Ontology annotation, biological process: defense response to other organism.